Molecule: messenger RNA, 4632 nt
Organism: Heteronotia binoei (common prickly gecko)
Lineage: Eukaryota; Metazoa; Chordata; Lepidosauria; Squamata; Gekkonidae
Biological process (GO): virion assembly; proteolysis; DNA integration
Molecular function (GO): aspartic-type endopeptidase activity; zinc ion binding; RNA-DNA hybrid ribonuclease activity
Source: RefSeq, a predicted model, not a curated record
AUGCCACUGCAACAAGUCCAGACGCCUCAAUUCCUGGGCCCAGGUGGGAGGAUCGAGGGGGGUCAGAGCCAGUAUAUUUAUACUCCCUUCUCCUCCGCCGACCUUCUUAAUUGGAAGACCCAUGUCGCCUCCUAUACUGAAAAACCAGAGGCCCUCACAAACUUGCUGACUAGCAUUAUGGGAAUUCAUAGCCCAACCUACCGAUGCCAGCAGCUCCUUCUGACCCUCUUUACAACUGAGGAGCGUCAGCGCAUUCUGAGGGCUGCCAAAAAGAAAGCUGAGGAGGCUACCCCCGCAGAUGAACAAAACCACGCCCAGUGGCUAGCAGAGCAUUUCCCUGAAACUGACCCCAGCUGGGACCCAAAUAAUACAGACCACAUGAACCCCCUGAACUACAGAGGCUAUUUACUGGCAGGGCUACAGGAGGCAGGGAAAAAGGCCACCAAUAUGUCCAAAAUUGGGGAGGUUCUUCAGAAGCCUGAUGAGGCCCCCGGAGCCUUCCUCGAGCGCUUAUAUGAAGCCUAUCGCUUGUAUUCAGAGCCACAUGCCGACAACCAGCGCAUGGUAAAUUGUGCCUUUGUAAGUCAAGCAGCCAGUGACAUUAAGCGAAAAUUGCAGAAGCAAGAAGGGUUUGCAGGCAUGAAUAUUACCCAGCUUCUGGAAAUAGCCCAGAAGGUAUUUAUAAAUCGAGAACAAGAAACUAAAAAGGCAGAAGACCGCAAGAUCAAAAUGAAAGCGACCCUGCUGGCUGCCGCCAUAGGAACCCACAAUGGGAACCGAGACCCUUGGGAAGGCAUGCAGGCCAGAGCAAGGCGCCAAGGGGAACCAGCGAAUGACUGGAAACCACUUGCCCCCGAUGAGUGCGCCUUUUGCCACGGUUUUGGUCACUGGGCUAAUUCCUGCCCACGGAGGGGACAAAACGCCCCGAUCCCGAGGCCAAGAGGGGAGAGAGGACGCCUUGCGGCCAUGGGUCCUCAGGACCAGUGGGAUGACCAGGACAGACCGGGUUCCCCACCACCUGGCCCCCGGGAGCCCAUGGUCAAGGCAACAUUGGGGGGCCGCGAACUGUCAUUCAUGGUUGAUACAGGGGCUGAAUAUUCCGUCGUCAACACCCCGGUGGCACCCACCACCAGGCAGUCUAUUCCCAUCGCAGGGGCCACCGGCCAGGUAGCCCGGAAAUCUUUCCUACAAGACCGCAUUUGUGACCUAGGCACUCAUUUGGUCCAGCAUAAAUUCCUGUAUGUGCCUGAAUGCCCCCUGCCUCUGUUGGGUCGAGACAUUUUGUCUAAAUUAAGGGCAGCCAUUUAUUUCGAGGAAGAGGGUCAAACCACUGUGGAGUUUCGGGCUGGCCCGGAUGGUCUUCUUGUGCUCACUUGCCCCCUAGAGGAGGAGUGGAGGCUCUUCCAGACGCCCCCUGAAAAGAGCUUGUCGGAUCAGUGGGCCUCCGUCGUCCCCGGGGUCUGGGCCGAAGACAAUCCACCGGGCUUGGCUCGGCAUCACGCCCCAAUCAUUAUUGAACUUUUACCCGGCGUCCAGCCUGUCCACCUACGCCAGUAUCCCAUUCCCUGGAAGGCUAUGGAAGGGAUCCAGAAGCAUUUAGAUAGGCUAUUGAAAUAUGGCAUUCUGAGGGAGUGCCAAAGCCCAUGGAACACACCGUUGCUACCGGUCCAGAAGCCUGGCACUGGUGAGUUCAGGCUCUGCCAGGACCUACGGGCAGUAAACAAAAAGACUGUGACUUUGCACCCAAUAGUACCAAACCCGUAUGUGCUGCUGGGACUAGUGCCACAACAAGCUGAUUGCUUCUCUGUGCUAGACCUGAAGGAUGCCUUCUUUGGUCUAUGCAGCCCCUCAAGCCAGCCCAUUUUUGCAUUCCAGUGGCAGGAACAGGGCACAGGGAGAAAGCUUCAGUACACCUGGACCCGACUUCCAUAAGGGUUCAAAAACAGCCCCACCCUCUUUUCAAACGCAUUAGCCCAGGACUUGCAAGAUUUCAAUACGACCCCGGGCACCUGUGUCUUGAUCCAGUAUGCUGAUGACCUGUUGAUUGCUGCCCAGGGACAAGAUCGUUGUUACCAGGCAACUCUGGAACUACUGGAGUUGUUAUGGAAGGCAGGGUACAAGGUGUCAAGGAAGAAGGCCCAGCUGUGCCAAGACCAAGUUAAGUAUUUGGGUUUUCAUGUGUCCUGGGGUACUCGGACAUUGGGGCGAGAGAGAAAAGAAGCCGUCUGUGCAUUACCAGAACCUACCUCCAGACGGCGGGUCCGGGAAUUCUUGGGUGCAGCAGGCUUCUGCCAUGUGUGGAUACCAAAUUUUGCCCUGUUAGCAAAACCCCUUUAUGAAGCCACAAAAGGGGGAGAACGGGAGCCAUUCUUAUGGGGAGCGGAACAGAAGCAAGCCUUCCAGGAGCUAAAGAAACUGCUGAUGGAGGCCCCCGCCCUAGGCUUACCCGAUGUUGAGAAACCUUUUACCUUGUUGGUCCAUGAGCGAAACGGAGUGGCGAUUGGGGUCCUGACCCAGGCUUUGGGUUCAUGGCAGCGUCCGGUUGCCUACCUCUCCAAGCAGCUCGACUCCGUGGCCAAGGGUUGGCCCGGCUGCCUCCGGGCUGUUGCAGCUACUGCAGAACUCAUCAAAGAAGCCGAUAAGCUGACCUUGGGCCAGGAACUGGAAGUAAAAGUACCCCACGCUGUGCUUACCCUAAUGGACUAUAAAGGAAAUUAUUGGUUUUCUAACAGCCGCAUGACCAAAUAUCAGGCCAUGAUGUGUGAAAAUCCUAGGAUUCAUUUAAUUAUUACAGGAAAUUUAAACCCGGCCUCCUUACUUCCCUUCAGUGACCAACCUCUUGACCAUGAUUGUAUUCAGACCAUGGAUGAAGUAUACUCCAGCCGUCCUGACUUAACAGAUGCCCCAUUACCGAAUCCGGAUGUUGAAUACUACACAGAUGGGAGCAGCUACGUGCUAAAUGGAAAGCGUUAUGCAGGAUACGCGGUCAUCACCUGUCAGAAGACUAUCGAAGCAAAACCUCUGCCCACAGGGACAUCAGCUCAGAAGGCCGAAUUGAUCGCCCUCACUCGAGCCCUGGAAUUGGCGGAAGGCGUGACCGCAAACAUCUACACGGAUUCCAAGUAUGCCUUUCUGACUUUACAUGCACACGGGACACUGUAUAAAGAAAAGGGACUUAUAAAUUCGGCUGGCAAGACUAUCAAAUAUGGGGCUGAGAUUUUGAGGUUGUUGGAGGCGGUAUGGGCACCACGUAGGGUCUCUGUGAUGCAUUGCCGGGCCCAUCAAAAACCCCUCAGUCCUGUAAGUAUGGGAAAUCGCAGGGCUGACGAAGCAGCCAAGCAGGCCGCUAUGAGGGGGUGUGAGAUGGUCACAGAAAAACCUGUCUGUCCUAUUUUUCAGGUUCCUAUAGCAGAAUGGACCCCCCGGUACAGUGCGGCAGAGGAGAAAUGGGCUGAGACCCAAGGCGCCUCCAAAACACGUGUGCAGGGAUGGAUUCAAUUUCCAGAUAAACGCUUAUUUGUACCAGAAAAUAUCGCCUGGUCUCUAGUAGAACAGGCGCACGAGGGAACCCAUUUUGGUAAAACAACAUUAGCUGAGCUGUUGGAUAAGCAGAUGUAUAUUUCUAAAUUACACAGUCUGUGUGAAAAAGCAGCUUUUAGAUGUGUUCCGUGUGCCCGCAACAAUCCUAGGCAGGGUCCCAGUCAGCUCCCUGGGAUCCAGCACAUUGGAACAACCCCUUUUGAGUCUAUUGUCACGGAUUUCACUGAAAUGCCCCGUCCAGGGUGCUGGAAAUAUUUGCUUGUGUUUGUAUGCACUUAUUCAAAUUGGAUAGAGGCUUUCCCCACCAGGACGGAGAAAGCCACGGAGGUUGUGAGACAUUUACUUAAAAACAUUUUGCCAUUUUGGGGUCUCCCGGUCCAAAUCUCUUCCGAUAAUGGGCCGGCGUUUAUUCACAAAAUAGUACAAAAGGUAUCACAGGCACUGCAUAUUGAAUGGAAAUUGCACGCCGCUUACAGACCACAGUCUUCGGGUAAGGUAGAGCGGGCAAACAGAUCAAUAAAAACCCAAUUGUCUAAGUUGUGUCAAGAAACCACUCUAAAGUGGCCCGAUGCCUUACCAAUUGCGUUGUAUAGAUUAAGGUGCCUUCCAAAAAAGGACCUAAAAAUCAGCCCCUAUGAAAUUGUGUUUGGUAGGCCACCCCCAAUUGUAAAAGGAAUAAAGGGGGACCUAGCCCAGAUUGGGAAUCUUGUUUGGUUUCAAGAAAUCCAGUCCCUGGGAAAAGCAAUGAAUGAGGUGUCUAAAUAUGUGUUGGAGACUCUCCCGCUGCAGGUUCACAACCCAGUCCAUCCAUUUCAGCCUGGGGACGAGGUGUGGGUGAAGGUCUGGCAGACUCAGCCACUCCAGCCUCGGUGGAAGGGCCCGUUCACCGUUCUGCUCUCCACCCCGACUGCCGUUAAGGUCCAAGGACUGGCCAGGUGGAUUCAUUGGACUCACCUAAAGCGGGCAGCCCCCGAGUGGCGUAUGCAACCAGUUUAUGGGACUGGACUUAAGAUAAAAAUUCAACGAGCACCACCCUCUGGGCCCCACUUACCGGCAACGGUGGGGUUCACAGAAAACCUAGACGACCCCUAG